CUGACACGUCCUUCCAGAUAAGCAGAUUACAUUUCCUCAGAAAGGCUUGGUAACAUAUUGCACUAAAAAGCGGCGCUGAAAGAUAAAAGUUCACUUUAACAAGCAUGAAACAAAUAGUGAACGCAGCUAAUCCGGAAAGAGGUUUAUUUGUCCACUUUUCAACCAUCCUUUCCGCUUUUUCGUAGCGAGCACCGAGAAGAUACGCAGCAGUAGUAGCUCCGCCCUCGGUUACUGCAGUUCCUUACAAGCGCUGGCUGCAGAGUGCACCUUGGUUGGAGACGAACUGCAAAAACACUGCACUGUAACCAGCCAACCUUUUUUUUUUUUCUCCCCGUGAUCGCCAUCGAGGAGUUCGCGUGUGGAUUAUAAGUGGGAUUAAUGAAUGAUUGUCAAUAUGGAUUAAUCAUCAGAUUAUGGUUUGCAGAACGGACGGUGCGUCUGCACGCUGCUUCUAUAAUAGCUCUGCAAUGUACCAAGCGCUACGGACGUCUUUACUGUCAAGUGCCCGUUGCUGGGAUGCCGACAGUGAGCGGUCCUACCAGGUUCUGUUUGAUAAACUUGACACUAAUAAAGAUGGCAAAGUGGAUGUGGCUGAGUUACGAGCGGGCCUCAAAGCGAUGGGGAUAUUUCGCCACGGUGCUGCACAGAAAAUUGUGUCAAAUGGAGACCAAAACAACGAUGGAACUUUGGACUUCAGUGAGUUUACCAAAUACCUGAAGGACCAUGAGAUGAAGCUCUUGCUGACUUUCAAGAGUCUGGACAGAAACAAUGAUGGGCGCAUUGAUGCCACAGAGAUCCAGCAGACUCUUGCAGAGUUGGGUAUACAUGUCAGCAGGGCGGAAGCCCAGAAAAUUUUACAAAGCAUGGACAUCGAUGGGACCAUGACGGUUGACUGGAACGAGUUCAGAGAGCACUUCCUGCUGUACCCUGCCUACAACCUGGAAGAGAUCAUCCGCUACUGGAAGCACUCCUUGGUGCUGGACAUUGGUGAGAGUCUGUCCAUCCCGGAUGAGUUUACAGAGGAAGAGAAGCGGUCAGACGAGUGGUGGAAGCAGCUGGUUGCAGGUGCAGUGGCAGGUGCCGUCUCUCGCACGGGUACAGCCCCUCUGGACAGACUCAAGGUCUUCAUGCAGGUUCACUCGUCCGCAGCUAACAAGAUAAGCCUGAUUGGAGGGUUCAGACAGAUGAUUGUAGAAGGAGGUCUGAUAUCACUGUGGAGAGGAAACGGGAUCAACGUUUUAAAGAUUGCGCCUGAGACUGCAAUCAAAUUCAUGGCAUACGAACAAUAUAAGAAGUUGUUAACUUCAGAGGGAACGAAGAUAGAGACUCAUAAGAGGUUCAUGGCGGGGUCCAUGGCAGGGGCCACAGCACAAACAGCCAUCUACCCAAUGGAGGUUUUAAAGACUCGGUUGACCUUGAGGAAAACUGGCCAGUACGCAGGAAUGUUUGACUGUGCCAAGAAGAUCCUGAGGAAAGAAGGCGUCACUGCUUUUUAUAAGGGCUACAUUCCAAACUUAAUUGGCAUUAUUCCCUACGCUGGGAUAGACCUCGCUGUUUAUGAGACUUUGAAGAACACUUGGUUGUCACAUCACACCAAAGAUUCGGCCAACCCUGGAGUUCUGGUGUUGCUGGGCUGCGGGACUAUCUCCUGCACAUGUGGCCAGCUCGCUAGCUACCCUCUGGCACUGAUACGCACACGGAUGCAGGCGCAAGCGUCCCUGGAUGUGUCAGACCAGCCCUCCAUGAGUUCUCUGCUGAGGACUAUUGUCGCCAAAGAUGGUUUCUUUGGCCUCUACCGGGGCAUCCUGCCAAAUUUCAUGAAAGUCAUUCCAGCUGUCAGCAUUAGCUAUGUGGUUUACGAGUACAUGAAGACUGGCUUGGGGCUCUCAAAAUGACAAUUGCGAGCUGCAGAGGACUUGAAAACAAACAAAUCUCCAUAACAUUCAGCGCAUGACUUUAUCAGUUCACUGAAUGGAAAGCUGUUUGUAUGUUUUAAGAAUUGCCUGCCAGUAGUGUUUUAAUCAAUUGUGGUGCGCAUGCUUUAUUUUUAGUCUUAAGGUUGCACAUUUCACACUCCCUUACACACAGUCCACAAACAAUGCUUGACAAAGAAAAUUUCUGUAGAUUAAAAGGCACCUAGUAAAUGGUCUUAUUCAUGAGACUUUUUUUUUUUGGUUCUGAUGAAACAAAAAAAUGAGACGCAAUGUGAUUAUCUGUUUUUUAUAUAUUUUUAUUUAUAUUUUAUCUAUAUAUAAAGAGAGAGAAGAAAAUAUUUUCUCCAGGAAAAGUUGGAUUGUAUCCUAAGCUACGCUUACACUAAGUUUGUUUAAAUGUGCACAUGUCCACACACUGGAGAUCUAAUUUCUCACUUUUAAGUUUAAAAACACACCUCACCUACUAAGGACAUCAGUUUCAGACAAGCAGGGCUCCAACCAGCAGCUGUCAGCUAAACAGAGCUAGGCCUCAAAAAUCCACACCUAUAAACACUGGAACUGAGUGUGCAUAAUGACACACUUCUCGUGCAAUGUGAAAUCCUGUGUAUUUCAUAGUUAUUUACAUGUGCCUUACAGCCUCGUGAUGCAAACCUUGGAGAUGAGGUUUUUUUUUAGCUAUAACUGUAUUUAUGUACUGUAUAUCUAAAUGUUUUCAGGUAUGCUUAUUUAUUGGACUGAAUGACAAAAACUGUUAAUAGACUGAAAACCCUGUAAAGAUCAAACUGUGUCUCGUGUCUCUUAUUUUCAAUCAGAAAAACUGUAAGCAUGCACAGCAGGGAUAGCUUUUUGUUAUCUCAGUGAGCUAAAAUAUGAAUAGUGAUUUUAAAAAAAAAAUUUUUUUUUAAAGCAAACAUGACAGUAUUAUCUCUUUAUGGUUUCGGGGUUUAGAGUGCAUCAACAGUUAGCAGUUUUAAGGUCAAUCAAGAAGAUUUUCCAUACAAAUGUAAGGUUUGCUUUUAUUAGAAUACUGUACUGUAAUGUUGGCAUACCAAAAUAAGAGAACAUUUUAAUUUCUGUUAGCUAUCUUAAACUGAAAAAAGACACGUUUUAAUCUGUUGACAGAGAAUGCUAAACUGAGAGUAAGAAAUGAGUAAUAGUAAUGAGUUUGGAAGAUUUUGUGUACAGCUCUGGUUGCUCUCUCUAAGAUGUGAUUACUGUGCAACAUUUUAUGAUUAAUUUAAACAGUUUACAGUGCAUUCUGUCACAUUUUAUUCAUUUUAAUGUUAUUGUUUCUUCCCUAACCCCCUACAUUUCCGUGUAUUAGCUAUUUUUUGUAACAUGAAUUUAACUUAAUGGAAAUAUAGCUUACUAGGAUUGAAUAAGAAAAUGUUUUUUUUUUCUUUGUUAUUUCCCAGUCUGACAGCGUUUCAAAGGGCUGCUGUUUUCACUCCUUAGACUAAGUGAAUGGUUUUGUUUUUUUUGGUGGACUGAGUUGGACUUACCAAAAUGUAAACAAGAUUGCAUAUUUAUUUUUUGUGGAAUGUUAAAGUUGAUAAAAAACCAGGAGACUGGUUUUUAUCUAAAAUAUUGUUAACCAUAGGAAGAAAAGUUUUAGACUUUGUAACAGAACAAUAUCACUUGCAUAAAAGCUUUAUAUUGCAUGGAGACAUGUAAUUAAGAGUAAAUAAAUGUGGUGGAGUUGAAAGAG
Xiphophorus couchianus (Monterrey platyfish) is the source of this 3642-nucleotide messenger RNA. Its product is annotated as calcium-binding mitochondrial carrier protein SCaMC-1-like. Gene Ontology annotation, biological process: transmembrane transport. Gene Ontology annotation, molecular function: calcium ion binding. The transcript has 10 exons. Bases 414 to 1895 code for a protein of 493 amino acids. Gene Ontology annotation, cellular component: mitochondrial inner membrane. The record is from RefSeq and is a predicted model, not a curated record. NCBI's taxonomy places the organism in Eukaryota, Metazoa, Chordata, Actinopteri, Cyprinodontiformes, Poeciliidae.